Eubalaena glacialis (North Atlantic right whale) is the source of this 696-nucleotide messenger RNA. It is a transcript of the gene SERP1, whose product is annotated as stress associated endoplasmic reticulum protein 1. NCBI's taxonomy places the organism in Eukaryota, Metazoa, Chordata, Mammalia, Artiodactyla, Balaenidae. Gene Ontology annotation, biological process: endoplasmic reticulum unfolded protein response. The transcript is spliced from 3 exons. The coding region runs from base 386 to 586 and encodes 66 amino acids. The record is from RefSeq and is a predicted model, not a curated record. Gene Ontology annotation, cellular component: endoplasmic reticulum.
CCGAAGUAGUUCGAGGCGACGGGUUGCACCGUCCCGUUGUUGCGUUGUGUAGCGUUGCGUUCCCUUCCUCUCUCAAUCUACGCUCCCGGCGGAGGCCACAGCGGCGACGCGAGAAUAUCCCGGCGGCCUGCUCUCCUCCCGCGCGCCCGUCUCGCUCGGCCGGACGGUCCGGCGUCGUCAGUCAGCCGGCGGCCCGCGCCCAGCUAAGGGCUCAGCCCCCGCGCCCGCCGCGCCCAGGCCCAGCGGCCGGAGCUAGCGCCCCACCUGAGAGCCUCCUCGCUCCGGCGGCGCGGGCACCGGGAGCGGAGCGUCGGUCGCAGCGGCCCGAGGAGAAGCGAGCGAGCGAGGCCCAGGGGUGGCCGGGGCAGGUGGUUGCGCCGCGAAGAUGGUCGCCAAGCAGCGGAUCCGUAUGGCCAACGAGAAGCACAGCAAGAACAUCACCCAGCGCGGCAACGUCGCCAAGACCUCGAGAAAUGCUCCCGAAGAGAAGGCGUCUGUAGGACCCUGGUUAUUGGCUCUCUUCAUUUUUGUUGUUUGUGGUUCUGCAAUUUUCCAGAUUAUUCAGAGUAUCAGGAUGGGCAUGUGAAGUGACUGACCUUAAGAUGUUUCCAUUCUCCUGUGAAUUUUAACUUGAACUCAUUCCUGAUGUUUGAUACCCUGGUUAAAAACAAUUCAGUAAAGCAUCCUGCCUCAGAA